Pseudocercospora fijiensis CIRAD86 is the source of this 405-nucleotide messenger RNA. RefSeq lists its product as uncharacterized. The transcript is spliced from 8 exons. NCBI's taxonomy places the organism in Eukaryota, Fungi, Ascomycota, Dothideomycetes, Mycosphaerellales, Mycosphaerellaceae. Bases 1 to 405 code for a protein of 134 amino acids. The record is from RefSeq and is a predicted model, not a curated record.
AUGGUAUUUUUACGAUACGAUGGAAUGUGGAAUAUGAUUUAUGAGAAUUUCUGUCUUCCCGAGAUACUGAUCGUACAAAAGGUAGAGCAAACCCUUGACAAUCGCUCGCCCAAAGCAAGGAUGUCCUUCACGGCCCACUCAUCGAACAUGAACUUCCACUGUCGACAGAAGUUGAAGGUCGGUCUGUCUCGCCUGGUAGACAUUGGAUCUGGCAGCAUCUACCUACAUACGAGAAUGAAUGGUCGUCCUCUCGAAAACCAUUCUUGGCUCAAUGACUUAGCGGGUAAAUCGCCCGACUUAGUGCAAUGCAUGCAUGCUCCGCUGAACGAAUACUUCUGCUCUCUCGACCCGGACUACCCGUUUAUGUUUAGUGCAUUCUCUCUCUUGCUCUUCAUCGUGAAUUGA